AGAUGUCGUGGCACCCACAGUACCGCAGCUCCAAGUUCCGCCAUGUGUAUGGCAAGGCUGCCAACAAGGAUAAGUGCUACGACUGUGUGCCCAUCACCCGCAACGUCCACGACAACCACUUCUGCGCCGUGAACCCCAGCUUCAUCGCCGUGGUGACCGAGUGCGCGGGCGGCGGCGCCUUCCUUGUCAUUCCCAUCAAGCAGACAGGAAAGCUUGACCCACAUUAUCCCAAAGUGUGUGGGCACAAAGGAAAUGUUCUGGACAUCAAGUGGAACCCAUUCAAUGACUUUGUAAUAGCUUCAUGUUCUGAAGAUGCCACAGUUAAAAUCUGGGAUAUCCCCAAUCAGUUGCUAAAAAGAAACAUUACCACUCCGAAGAAAGAACUUCUUGGGCACGCUCGAAGAGUCGGUCUGAUUGAAUGGCACCCCACAGCUGAUAACAUUCUCUUCAGCUCUGGCUAUGAUUACAAGAUAAUGAUCUGGAACCUUGAUGUCAAGGAUGCUGUUCUUUCAAAGCCAGUGAAGAUUCUUGAUGCUCACAAAGAUGUGGUCCUCUCCAUGUCAUUCAACACAGAUGGCAGUCUCCUUGCCACUGCUUGCAGGGACAGAAAGAUACGUGUGAUAGACCCUCGUGCUGGAACAGUGCUACAGGAAGGAAGCUACAAGUCUCACAAAGUAAAUAAAGUCUUAUUCCUUGGAAACAUGAAAAAGCUGUUUUCUACUGGAACGUCUUGGUGGAAUAAUAGGCAAAUUGCAUUAUGGGAUCAAAAUGACCUUUCUGUGCCUUUACUGGAGGAAGAUCUGGAUGGCUCCUCAGGACUACUGUUUCCCAUCUAUGAUUCUGACACACACAUGCUUUAUGUGGUGGGAAAGGGUGAUGGAAACAUACGGUACUAUGAGAUAAGCCCUGAGAAACCAUACCUGAACUACCUGAUGGAAUAUCGUUCUCACUCACCACAGAAGGGAAUAGGAAUGAUGCCAAAGAGAGGUCUUGAUGUGGCAGCUUGUGAAAUUUUCCGUUUCUACAAACUGAUUCCAACCAAAAGUCUGAUUGAGCCCAUCUCCAUGAUUGUGCCUCGACGGUCAGAAUCAUACCAGGAAGAUAUCUACCCCUUGACUGCAGCAGCCCAACCGGCACUGACAGCACAAGAAUGGCUCAACGGGAUUAACAAAGGGCCUCUCUUGGUAUCCUUAAGACCAGGCUCUGAAGUUGUGAAUUCCCUACCACAGUUUCUUGAGCCAGAGCCAGUCACAAAAGCUACUGACUUGAGCCAGCAACAGGGAGGGGGAGGAAGGAUGUCACUGGAGGACAAGCAGAAGCCAAGAGAGAUUGAAGAUAGCAGAAAAUGGCUGAAAGUGGAGGAGAAACUGCCAAAAAAUGAGCAAAUGUGCCUCUCCAAUGGCUUUGACAUAUUUGAGUGUCCACCACCAAAAACUGAAAAUGAGCUUUUACAAAUGUAUUACCGGCAACAGGAGGAGAUCCGCCGACUACGUGAGUUGGUAAUCCAGAGAGAUGUCCAAAUUAAACAGCUGGAGCUGGAGCUCAAAAAUCUCCGCACGAACACAGGCAAUUACUGA
Cinclus cinclus is the source of this 1577-nucleotide messenger RNA. It is a transcript of the gene CORO2A, whose product is annotated as coronin 2A. Gene Ontology annotation, biological process: actin filament organization. Gene Ontology annotation, molecular function: actin filament binding. The transcript has 11 exons. The coding region runs from base 3 to 1577 and encodes 524 amino acids. The record is from RefSeq and is a predicted model, not a curated record. Lineage: Eukaryota; Metazoa; Chordata; Aves; Passeriformes; Cinclidae.